Messenger RNA from Kockovaella imperatae, 759 nucleotides. RefSeq lists its product as hypothetical. Lineage: Eukaryota; Fungi; Basidiomycota; Tremellomycetes; Tremellales; Cuniculitremaceae. The record is from RefSeq and is a predicted model, not a curated record. The transcript is spliced from 3 exons. The coding region runs from base 1 to 759 and encodes 252 amino acids.
AUGAGCAAUGAGGUCAGUCUGAUGAACCCCAUUCAGCGGGAGCAGGAUGAUGAUGAUUGGGAGACGGCCGAUCUGUCAAACACCGCUCGCAAAAAUCAGGGGUCUUCAAGGCCUGCUGUAGGCGGAACUGCGGCCUCUCUCCGACCUUCCGCGCCAGCCUUUGUACCUCGUCCGGCAGCGCCUUCUAAACCGGCAACCGGACAACCUAGCAGGAACAACUCAGGUGACGAUGAAUGGUUCGGAUCAAGACGACCCGUCUCGAAUCGUCAGAUAUGGGAGAGCGCAAAUAAUUCAGCUCCGCCGACUGUGAUCGCCCCAUCAGCGGUACACAUCGACGCAGGCACUAUCGGCACUCACAUGCCUCCUGCACCUGUCAUGCAAAUCCUCCGCAGGCCAGCCGACUCCACCGGUAAUACAGGUCGAAGGUCAACGCCUGGAACUGGGACAAAAACAUUGGAAAGGCGAGAGGAGGAAUACCGUCUAGCAAGAGAGAGGAUUUUCGGGCCACCAACAGGCAGCAAUGAACCCGGUCAGGCUGCGUCCAGCGGCACGCAUAGCGCCAAUCGGAGUAGAAGUGGUACUCCAACAGGAGGAAGGAGUAAAGCAGGUUCACCUCAACCUGGCUUCAUAGGCGAUUCGGGUUACGGAGGACCGCACACUACUGGAAGACUCUCUGGGCCUGGCGAGAGGAAGACGUCAUCUCCUGGUAUCAUGAGACAGCCCAAAGGGCCCUCGGCAGGUGGAGGGUUCGGACGAUGA